UUCAAAAAUUAUGUGAAUUUCACAGACUAUGGAAGGAAGGAAAAGUAAUGCAGAUACAACAGCAAAUUAGCUCAGCUCCUAUAGGAAGGUUUACACCUUUUGUCAAAAGCAAAGCAUCAGCAGCUGAUAAUGAUAGUGAUGACAGUGACAAUGAUGGGGAACAAUUGAGGGGUACUGAAGUUCCCUGUAAUGGCCAUCAUAAGGGUGACAGAUCAAACAGUUCAACCAUGAGUCAGCAAUUUAACGGACUUAACAUCUCAGAGAAUAGUGCACAAAGUCAGCCCGGCUGCACACAAACAGGAGCAACGGGAAAUGAGAUGUCAAGUGAGCAUUUACCCGUUCAGUCAAUAAACCAAGGUGAAGAGGAAGAAGGAUGGGAAGUGGUUCGACGAUCGAAGAAACGUUAAACGAAGUGCCUCAACUUCUUACGUAUGGAUUUCAAAAGUGAAAAAUAAAGAAUUAAAAAGGAGAUUUGUUGUACUGACGAAGU
Messenger RNA from Stylophora pistillata, 490 nucleotides. Its product is annotated as pre-rRNA-processing protein TSR2 homolog. NCBI's taxonomy places the organism in Eukaryota, Metazoa, Cnidaria, Anthozoa, Scleractinia, Pocilloporidae. The record is from RefSeq and is a predicted model, not a curated record.